AUGUCAAAUAUAUUCCCUCCAAUCAAUAGUGUUCGACCAGAGCCAGACGUCGGCGCUGAGAGUAAUGGCUCUUAUUCACCAUCUGCUUCAAAAUUUCAACGACAAAUAUCAUUUACAAACAAUGAUCGAAGUCCAUUAGGAAGUAAAACUAUAGCUACAAGUAAACAGUUCACCGUUGCUGCUACACAUGGCACAUCGGCAGAAUUGAAACAUGCGACAAAUGGAGGAAACCGAAACAGUACAGCUUUACAAAAGAGAUCAUCAUUUGCUCAAAAUAAUCCACAACUUGAGACCAAUAAAAUUGCUUAUCGUGCAAGCGAUUAUUCUUGGAAUGACAACGGCAUCACAUCUAGUAAUAAUAUCAUUGGUGUGUCAAGUUCAACAAAAAUGAAAUUAUCUUCAGUUAAAAAUCUUACUAACGGCGCUCUGUAUGAAAAGAACGGUAUAUCCAGUUCUCUUUUACAUACAUCGAAUAAUAAUAAUACGACUGAUAAUCGACGAACAGAUUUAAAUGGUGAUAUUAUUUUAUCAGCACCGAAAUCUCGUCAAACAAGAAUAAAUAAAACAAACAGUCAUUGUGAGAAAAAUAUAAAUUUUGCUCCUGUACGUAGUGAAAGUUAUCGUUCUACAGGUGACUAUAGUCGAGGUUUGCGACUAGAAUAUACAAAUGUUAGCUCAGUUUUAUCGAAAACACCUCGACCAAGAAAUAUAAUAUCUAGACAACGUAGUCAUAUUAACUCAAAAACAUCCUUUCAUGAAGAAUAUUAUGAUAUGAGUAGUGGAAUAAACAACGAGAAUAGUAAUAUUGGUGGUAGUACACAACAAUUAACUCGAUUAAGUGGACCAUCAUUUGAUUUUACAACAAAUCGAAAAUCGUCUUAUCCUAAUAAAAGUAAUACAUUCAAUCUCGGAUUAAAUAAUUAUUAUUCAUCUACGAAUGAAUUACGAUUACGAGAACAAUUACAUCGAAGUGAAACAAAUAUAGAUAAAAUGAAAUAUAUGAUAUCAAAAGAUUUGAAUAUACAACAAUAUCAAACAACGUCUGCAACUCCAACAGUGCCUAUGACAACUGUGCCAAAAUCUUGUACAGAAACAAAUAAUAUAAAUUUAAAAGAAAAUGAACGUAUUCCAUCAGCAACAUCUUAUAAAUCUCGUGAUCCAAAUGUUUCUUAUGCAUAUACAGAUGUCAAAAAAUAUAUUGAAGAAAAUGAUUUAAUGUCACCAGAAAAAGAACAAAUAAUAAAAAAUUGGAUUCAAGAUGUUGAAAAAAAUCGAGAUAAAUUAGAAAAAAUGGAUAAUUAG
This is a messenger RNA of Didymodactylos carnosus, 1302 nucleotides long. NCBI's taxonomy places the organism in Eukaryota, Metazoa, Rotifera, Eurotatoria, Philodinida, Philodinidae. The record is from the annotation of a GenBank genome assembly.